Balearica regulorum gibbericeps (East African grey crowned-crane) is the source of this 142-nucleotide messenger RNA. Lineage: Eukaryota; Metazoa; Chordata; Aves; Gruiformes; Gruidae. The record is from RefSeq and is a predicted model, not a curated record.
GUACGAAGAAGCUACCAACGAGCUCAUUAACGAGGAGCUGGGCAUUGCAUACCCCAUCAUCGACGGCAUCCCCAACAUGAUCCCGGAGGCUGCCAGGAUGACUCGGAAGAAUCCCCCAGCCGAGGGCUCGAAGCAGCCCUGA